AUGUUCCGGGUCCACGCCUCCAUCCCUUUUCCCGUGUGGCAGCUGCCGCCCCACCGCCCUGGCCUCAAUCCCAUCGACCUUGAGGAUGGAACCCAGAAUGAGGAGGAGCAGAUGAGUGGGCACAAACCCUGGAGGAGGUGGAGCCCAGGGGGUCCUGGGGCAAAGCCUGGGAACUUGCUGGUCGUGCAGAAGCGGUGGUGGUUCCCGAGGGUGGGCCAGACUGCCACCCAGGACCAGGCCCGUCCCAGGGAGGAGAUGGGCCAUCAACACGAGCCCAGAAGCAAAGCCAGCGCCACCAUGAGCCUGGUGACCCACCAGGAGGAGUCGGAUGUGCUGAGGCACCACCAGAGGAUCCGCCCUGGCGAGAGGCCCUUCGCAGGGCAAUUGAGCACACAGUCCUCCGACGGCCUAGAGCGUCGACCGGAAGUGCGCGCAGCGGACGUGGGGGGCGGUGCUUCCGGCGGCGGUGUGGUGGUAGGGUUUCAGCAAGGAGGACCCCCGGGCCUGAGUCCCCAGGACGCCACAGAGAGAGCUGCCCUGAUGGAUGCAUGCCCAGCUUCCUCAGCACAGGUGCCAGAUGGUGGCCAGGCUUCCGGCAGUGCAGCUCCAGCCGCCAAAUGUGGGGCUCGGAGCACAGGGUCAGCACCAGAGCAGGAGACUUCAGAAGUGGGGUGCAGUGGGGAGUGUGCACCAGGGCUGCCCCAGGCACGGGGACUUCUGGACCGUCGUGGGACUGAGGACACUAGAGAGAAGCCCAGGGUUUCCCCUCGGGGACCAGUAAUUUACAAGGAAACUGGAGGGCAGGGGGUCCGGGAGCACCCUGUGUGCGGGUCAGAGGCCACCCUGCACAGCGGCUCCCUAGCAGACCGGGGGGUGCCCUGGAAAGGGCGGCCUUACCAGUGCAGCAGCUGCGACAGGAGCUUCAAGUGCUACUCAGAUGUGGUGAAACACCAGAGCAUGCACUCGGGGGGGAAGCCCUACGAAUGCAGCGACUGUGGGAAGGCCUUCAUCCACAGCUCGCACGUCGUCAGGCACCAGCGGACUCACCACGGGGAGAGGCCGUACGUGUGCGGGGAGUGUGGGAAGGCCUUCAGCCAGAGCUUCAACCUCGUCAGACACCAGAGGACGCACACAGGAGAGAAACCGUACGCGUGCACCGAGUGCGGCAAGGCCUUCAGCCAGAGGUCGGAUGCUGCCAAGCACCAGCGGGUGCACACCGGGGAGAGGCUGUAUGGGUGCGGGGAGUGUGGGAAGGCCUUCGUCCACAGCUCCAAUGUUGUUCGGCACCGGAGGACCCACCACGGGGAGAAUCCCUACGUGUGUGGGGAGUGCGGCAAGGCCUUCAGCCAGAGCUCCAACCUCAUCCAGCACCAGCGGGUCCACACGGGCGAGCGGCCCUAUGCAUGCGGCGAAUGCGGCCGCGCCUUCAGCCGCAGCUCCUUCCUGAGGGAGCACCGGCGCAUCCACACAGGCGAGAAGCCCCACCAGUGCGGCCACUGCGGCCGCGCCUUCCGGGCGCUGUCAGGCUUCUUCCGGCACCAGAGGGUCCACACCGGGGAGAAGCCUUUCCACUGCAGCAAGUGCAGCCGAGCCUUCCGCCUGAGCUUUCAUCUGAUUCAGCACCGGCGGGUUCACGGCGAUGAGUGAGCCUGCGGGCGAGUGUGAACCCUGGAGGUUCAGCUUUCUGCCUGCGUGGACGUCCCCAGUGUUUGUGCCGCCCUGCCCAGCAGUCAGAGGAGACAGGAGUCCUGGGGAAGGCAAGCUUCUUAGACGGGAAGCCGGUAGCUCUGAUGGUGGCACACAUGUCCAGGUUAAUUGCAUAGUACUUUUUUCCUGACAUAUAACUUGCAUGUGGUAAAAUGCAUAGAUGUUAAGUAUGGGUUUUAUGAGUUCUGACAGACAUAACCUGUUUGGACCUUUAUAACCACCACUCUAUCAAAGUAGAGGAUUCCCAGCACUUGGAAAGUCCUGUGUCCCUUCCAGUCAGCCCUCAUCCGCGGGCUGCUUAUGACCUUGUGUCCAUCACUAUAGUUUGGCUUGUUCUAGAACCUUACGUAAGUACAACAGUAUGACACACUGCACUCUUGCGUGUCUGACCUCCUUCCCUCUGCUUGAUGUUGCUGAGAUUGAUCCACAUACCAGUGGUUCUGGUUCAUUCCCGUAGAACUUCCUAAAGGCAAGAGUCACUGCCUACCUUGUAUCAAAGCUGUACUUUGUGUCUGUGCCUCCCCACCAAAGUGUAGCUCCUUGUAGCCAGAACGUGUUAGUACAGCCGACACAGAAGAGGCACUGCACCAGAGAGGAAGUAAAUACGGGGGGCGCUGUGAAAGGCAGGCGCAGAGGCAGCACAGGCUUGGCUGGGCGGGGGGGGACACUGAUCCACUUGUCUUCACGCCACCUCAGAGCACACAGCGUGCGGAAUUCAGCCUCGUGACGGUAGUACAAGCGGGAAGUCUGAGGUAUUUGUACUUUGAACGAACCAUCCUUGAGCACUGAGCUGUCCCAGCUCAAUGGCAGUCCUUUUGGGAACAUGGCCACCAUCCGUCUGCGCCCAAGGGCUCUGCAGGUGAGAGGCGACAGCUGAGUAAGCAGUGCCCAGUGGAAGUCACGAUAGGAGGGGAUACAGGCGAGGAGCACAGGAGGCCUGGGGCUGGCGGAGGCAGGCUGUGCUCCCCGGAAGGCGUGUCCGGGAUGGCUCCCAAAAGACUUAGUCAGCGGGCAGAUUCGCUGUGUACAAAGCACAGGUCAGAGUGCACCAGGGGAAUGUGAGAGUGUAAGAAAUGUGCUAUGGGACCUUGUGAUCUGUGGCUGGAGACAGAAGACAAAAACUAAUAUAAAAUAACAGUCUGAGUGGCUGUGCCCUUUAUGAUCUCGUUUCACGUCCCAGUGGGGUGGCGCUCUACGUCUGUGUGCAUGUCACUUGCCAGAUAGGAAGAAGAGCUGUGUCGGUUGGGGAAGCGUCUUGGUGCAUGUCACAUGGCUCUGCGGCACGAGUCAGGUGAGGUGACCUCAGGUCUUUGAGAGCUCAUGGUGACCAGGGCAGGGCUGAGCAGUCAGUGGCCCUGAGUCAC
Messenger RNA from Manis javanica (Malayan pangolin), 3071 nucleotides. Lineage: Eukaryota; Metazoa; Chordata; Mammalia; Pholidota; Manidae. The record is from RefSeq and is a predicted model, not a curated record.